Oryza sativa Japonica Group (Japanese rice) is the source of this 1029-nucleotide messenger RNA. The record is from RefSeq and is a predicted model, not a curated record. NCBI's taxonomy places the organism in Eukaryota, Viridiplantae, Streptophyta, Magnoliopsida, Poales, Poaceae.
UCAGGUUUCCCCUCGCCGACGCCUCCAUCGCCCUCCGGGCUCCGCCUCCGCCGCCGCCGCCAUGGGGAGAAGGCCUGCUAGGUGCUACCGCCAGAUCAAGAACAAGCCGUACCCCAAGUCAAGGUACUGCCGUGGUGUCCCUGACCCCAAGAUCAGGAUCUAUGAUGUUGGCAUGAAGAAGAAGGGCGUGGAUGAGUUCCCCUACUGUGUGCACUUGGUGAGUUGGGAGAAGGAGAAUGUCUCCAGUGAAGCUCUUGAGGCUGCCCGCAUUGCUUGCAACAAGUACAUGACCAAGAAUGCAGGAAAGGAUGCCUUCCACCUAAGGGUCAGGGUCCACCCGUUCCAUGUCCUUCGUAUCAACAAGAUGCUCUCGUGUGCUGGGGCUGAUAGGCUCCAAACUGGAAUGAGGGGUGCUUUUGGGAAGCCUCAGGGUACCUGUGCUCGCGUGGACAUUGGUCAGGUUCUUCUUUCUGUUCGUUGCAAGGAGAGCAAUGCUAAACAUGCUGAAGAGGCACUCCGCCGUGCCAAGUUCAAGUUCCCUGGCCGGCAAAAGAUCAUCCACAGCAGGAAGUGGGGCUUCACCAAGUUCACCCGUGAGGAGUACGUCAAGUUGAAGGCUGAGGGCAGAAUUAUGUCUGAUGGUGUCAAUGCUCAGCUGCUUGGUUCUCAUGGUCGUCUUGCGAAGCGUGCCCCUGGGAAGGCGUUUCUGGCUGAGACCAUUCAAGCUUCCGCCUAGAUGCCUCUUGCUGAAUGGAACUUGAGAGAUUUUGCUUUAGCUAGUCUAAUUUUGCAUGCUAGAACUCAUGUUUUAAGAAUUGGUUGUCUUCAGGAUGAUCUAUUUUUCUGUAAUAGUUCCUUCUGUAGGCCAGCUUGAUAUGGAGGUUUUGCAUAUCAUCAGUACCUUGUUUGAAUUUUUGCUACAUAUCGUUAUCCCAAAGCUAUAUCUCAGUUGGAUUGUGAAGCUUUAUUAAUUCAUAAACUCGCCUGCGUCUUUACAUCUCAUAAUGUAGUGAUAUGCCCAUUUUGGUU